Porites lobata is the source of this 4302-nucleotide messenger RNA. NCBI's taxonomy places the organism in Eukaryota, Metazoa, Cnidaria, Anthozoa, Scleractinia, Poritidae. The record is from the annotation of a GenBank genome assembly.
AUGGACGAAGAAAAUCACGGAGAAAAUAUCGCUGCUGUGAAUGGAAGUAAUCUUCAAAAUGCAGGUCCUACUCCAGAUCUUUGCAAGAAGGUUGUUGAUGAAUGGUAUAAAGAAGAACAGAGUUACAACUACCAGACAGGAAUGCCUAAGGCCCCUGGGAUGCUAAUUAAAAACUUUGCACAGGUAACUAUGAAAAGAAAACGAAGUAACAAAAAUCCAUUCUUUAACUAGGUUUUAAAAUAGAGUGCAGUUUCCAUGACGCGCAUCAAUAUUGUAUUUCAAUCAAUCAGCCACACAGUAUCCGGGACACUAACUUGGUUGAGAAACGAUAGCAGGUGUUUCCAGUCCUCUCUUGACGUCACAACAAUGUUACAGCUAUUUCGAUCCUUACUCUCUUUAGUGGACCAGGUAUAUCCUCGACUGGUCACACGUUUAGAGUUGUAGCUAGUUCAGUAUUACAAAACGUUAUUUACCUAGGUAGUUAAUCCGAUAUUGUCAGCAUAACUAUUAUCCUGUGUAAAUAGUUCUUUAUUUGAGAGUUUUUGUGAUAUUGUCAUAUUUCAUUUGUAGAUUGUAGCUUCAUUUGUUCAAGGUCUCUCACAAACUAAUGCGUAUUAGUAAAAUCCAACUAGUGGUCUAUUAUCAACGCUGCGUUCUGAUUAGUUGAACUCCUACUAGGCUAUAUGUUAUAGCCCACUAGUAGCGAAAAGCGCCGGCUUUGAAAACCAAAACAAUGGCGGCUGAAUCGUGUUUUGCUAGCUUUGAGUCGUUUUGUCUCGAUAUUUUUGACCAACUAGUUGGAUUUUACUAAAACACUUAUUCCUCUCGCCCUCCUGGCCUCUGAGUCAAUAGCCCAUUCCGCCUUUGGCCUUAUGGGCUGUUGAAUCAGAGCCCAUUCGGGCUCGAGGAAUAAUUGUUAAUUAACUUUUUUUUAUAAAGGUUGUUUGGAACAGUUCAUUUGAAAUUGGAGUUGGCUCUGCUCGAUCCUCUUCUUAUGGUGACAUAGUAUGCGCUCGUUACAGUCCCCGAGGAGCAAAAGGCAGCCCUGCAGAGUUCAAAAACAACAUCUCUCCUAAAACAGGUUUGGUUCUAAGGUGGUUUAUGAGAAAUAAGGGGUGAAAGUAAUUGUGGAGCCUAUUAGGGUGCAUAGAGAAGUCAUCCUUCAUCCUGUUUAUGCCCAAAAGGUAUAUUCACUAAAAAUAGCAAAUGCAGACGAAAGGUUCAGAAUCUUAGCAAAUAAAUCGUGCCAGUUCAUCAGAUCGCUGAUACAAAUAUUUCAUUACCUUAGGAAAAGGAUCAAAAGAAUAAAAUAAAAGGAAGAAACUAGUUGGUUUUGCGAGAAGAAUGAGUAUUGCAUUGAAGGAAUUCCUCAGGGUUGACAAACUGAGGUGAAUUGAAUACAUGAUCUUUUACAAAAAGCUCCGUUUGCCCCCCUCCCAACACCCACUCCCUCUCUGUUCCCCCCCUCCCGCUAUAGAAGGCAGUAAUGCCGACCGCGUCGGUAAACCUCUACUAUAUUAAUAGUGUUUAAACUAACAAUGCUACAGAAUUUUAUCACAGAGAAGUAGCUACUUAGAAAACGUUAUUCGCUGAAACAUUAAAGAAAAUUCUUUGGGGACAAGUCCUUGAAGCCUUAGGAUUAAGACUGAUGGAUUGACCGUUGUCUGAUCACAGGCGGAGAGGUGACCGGAGUAGGAGGAGGAUUAGACGAAGGAAACGAAACAGUUUGGUCAUGGGGAGGAGGAAUCUCACACGAGGAAAACAUAACCUGUGGGAUUGGAAAGAAGCCUCGUAUUGUUGGUGGUUCAGUAGCCAGGCCAGAAGAGUUUCCCUGGCAAGUAAGCUUCCGAACCGAUCCAAGGGGCAUUAUGAGGCACUUCUGCGGUGGAACUCUGAUCGGUAAAAAGUGGGUGCUGACUGCAGCUCAUUGCUUUCCACGAGGGUAUGAAGCUAAACUUCCUUAUACGUGGGCCGUGCUUGGAGAUUAUGACGUAACCAAAGAUGAAAAUGAGACGAUCAUCGCUAUCAGAAGAGUAAGACGGAUGAAAUCUGUUUGUAGUUUGUAUUAUUGGUCGAAUUAAUUUUGUUAUAAGUAGGUGUCAUAUGGUCGUCCUGAGUUUAGUCCUAAAUAGGACUGUUGUUGACAAUAACUGACGCUACUGACGCUUUGGCAACCUGUGCGAUAGUCAAAUUUUCGAUUUACCAAGACAAUUUGACUUACAAUUAAACGACCGUUAUGGCUGUGAAAGAAGACGGAUCGAAACACUCCAAUCACAUUUAUACAGACGACUAAUAACAGUGAAUAGCCAGAGCUUAUAAAUACCAUCAACUGGCGGCAUACAACUCAGUUUGACUCUGAAGAUGACUACCACACAGGUUUUAUAAACGUCUGUCACUGUUAACACUUGUCCUUUUUGACACUACGCUCACCCGGCCGAUUACACGGUAAACACCCGCGAAUAAGAACCUUCUUUUUUGAAGUCUGGCAAGAAAGCUAGAUUUUUGUAAUUUGGGCUCAAACCAUUCACAAGUUUUGCUGUAUAACCUCGUUGCUGAGAGCUGUCUUUUUCAAGGGGACAGAAAGAACAAAAACUCUUCACGAAAGAGGUUGAUUUUUUUUCCGUGACCUUAUGACAGACGGUUUUUUCAAUAUUUUAUCAAGGAGCCACGAAGUACCAAAUCAUAAGGAGUUGUUAAACUGAUACUUUUACUUAGUAGGAAAACUGAGGGCAACAACGUUAUUUUCUUGAGUGGGUGAAAAACUCCAUCUUGCCCUGGGCGACAUAAAAUCCUCCUGUUGAUCAACCAUGGUGAUUGGUACGAUGAUUGCUGAUUUUUAAUAUUCUUGAUUUGCAACUGUGUGACUGACAAGGUUUGACAAGGCCACAGUUAGUUGGUUGGCUAAAAAAAGAUCGCAAGAUUUGCAUGGAAAAAGUUCGGCCCCUGGCGGAGGGAAAUCCUUUUGUUUUUCUCAUCCAGCAUGGCUACCAUUACGUCAGCUGGAAACCAGCGAUAAAAAAGUCAAAGAACCUCGGCUCAACUCCGUGGCUUUAUCACACCUCAUGCGAUGACGCGUUACCUAAGACUGAUGACAUCUGCUGGUCAUACUUCAAUGCAGCCUGCCUUAGUUUAAUCCCGGGGGGGGGACUCCCAUAUGAAACAGACGGGGAUACUCGUCGGAAAUUUUGAUUUUAACCCCUAAAGGAGACCAUCUGGGCGUGGCUCAAGCUUUUUGUGACCCCUAAAGGAGACCAAUCUGGGCGUGGCUUAAGCAAAUUUUGACCCCUAAAAGAGACCGCUUAAAAACACACAAAUACGACAUGCAAUGAGUUUUAAUGAUAUAAAGACAUAAUCAUCGAAUGCUUUUAUCUAAAAGUAGUUUUUAAAAGCAUUGUCAUAAAUCUCAAGUUCUUCGCGGGACCCUAAACGAGACCUUGGCGGUUUAAAAUAUUGGCACUUUGCCCGGAACACCCCAAGCGAGACCAAAAUCCAAAAUUUACACCCCUAAGCGAGACGACGAACAUCCCCGUCUGUUUCAUAUGGGAGUCCCCCCGGAGUUUAAUACUUUUUCAGAGCAAGUAUCUACAGCAGGAAAUAGAUCGUUAGCGAGCCAGCUGUUAAGCGUAAACUCGAAUCUUACUUAAGUUAUAGCAAGAGCCAUAAUAGGACUAUUAUGGCUCUUGGUUAUAGUUAUAAGUAAGAUUAUGGUGAUAUUCAUGAUUACGUUUAAAUUAAAAAAAAAAUAAACAUAAAUAAGCAAAACAAAACAAACAAAAACGAAUCAUUUUAUCUUACGUUUUUCAGGUGCUAAAACAUCCAAAGUAUGUUCCCGAACCGUUUCUCUUCAACGACAUUGCACUAGUGGAGCUAGAAGAGAAUGUAUCUUUUAACGACCGCGCAAAACCAAUUUGUCUCUCAAAGGGAGGUAUCCACUUCAAGCCAGGUACAAUGUGCGCGGUAACUGGGUUUGGAGCCACCAGAUGGGGCCCAAAUGGCGGAACGGAAUCUAAAACGCUGAAGAAAACAAAACUUCCCUUAGUGGAGGACAAAACGUGUGCUGGGCUUUAUGGCCCCCAGGUAAAAGAUCACUCUUUCUGCGCUGGCUUUGAAGACGGAACGAAGACAUCUUCGUGCAAAGGAGAUAGCGGAGGUCCACUGGCGUGCGAAAAAGAUGGAAAGUAUUACUUGAUAGGGGCUACAAGCUGGGGACUGCCAUGCAACAUUCCAGGAUUUCCAGAUGUUUUCACUAACGUGACGUUCUUUAUGGAAUGGAUUGUUAGGGGACAAAAAUUAUCUCCUUGA